Molecule: messenger RNA, 543 nt
Organism: Gracilinanus agilis (Agile Gracile Mouse Opossum)
Lineage: Eukaryota; Metazoa; Chordata; Mammalia; Didelphimorphia; Didelphidae
Gene: TNFRSF17
Product: TNF receptor superfamily member 17
Exons: 3
Coding region: 1-543 (180 amino acids)
Biological process (GO): tumor necrosis factor-mediated signaling pathway
Molecular function (GO): signaling receptor activity
Source: RefSeq, a predicted model, not a curated record
AUGCAGAUCACUCAAAGGUGCUUCCAAAAUGAAUAUUUGGACAACUUGCUACAUGCUUGCAAACCCUGUCACCUUCGAUGCUCAAACACCCCCCCUUUGGUGUGUCAGAGUUAUUGUAAUGCAAGUACUCCCAGUUCUCUGAAAAUCAUAGAUGUGAAUCUUUGGAUCUACUUAAGUGUGGGAAUAAUUUCAUCUUUGACAGUUUUCUUGCUAAUACUUAUACUGAAGAAAAGAAGCCCAGAGAGAUCAAAGGAUGAAUUGAAAAAUACAGAGACAAAAGCUGAGCUAAAGGAGAUUGUUAAAGUUGAUCUUGAUAGGAAUGAAAAUGAUGAUGCUGGAAUUUUCCCUAGAAACAGCACAGCUAUGACAUACAUGUUAGAAGAAUGCAAGUGUAAAGACUGUGGCAAAGGGGAUGUAGCCUCAGAUAUAUCCUUCCCAUUUCCAGCUAUGGAGGAAGGAGCAACUGUUCUUGUCACCACAAAAACAAAUGACUUUUGUAAGAGUUCACCAGGUUCCAUGAAUGACACUUUCAUGGGGCUAUAG